AUGGCAUGGGGUGGGAUUUGGGAAUAGCCGAAUAGGGGACUUUUUGUGAGGAUCCUUUUCUAUGUCCAUGGUUGUCUCGGAGUCUGGUACAUAUACAGCUCCACCUGUUAAAUUCUAACAAGAAGAAAGAAACAAAAACAUCCAAACGCCUCCACAUUCCCUCCCUUUUAUUCCCUCUUUCUCUCAGUGGAAGUCUUGAAACCCUGUAGAUUCUUCCCUUCCCCUCACCGCUUUAAACGGUCUUCUGUGUGUGGCAACACAGACCCAUGAGGGGAUUGUUGAUUAAUCUGUAAACAGAAGAUGUAUCACUGAUGCUCAGAGGUUUUUUUCAUUUUCAGACAGCUAGUUUUCCAAUUAUAAGGAAUGGUGGUUACUGGUGGUAAUCAUACAGAAGAUGGGGAGAAGAACCCACCGAGCAUUUCUAGAGUUGGGACUACAAGGUCUUGGGGAACCACCUUCUCCGGGCAAUCCGUCUCGACGAGUGGAAGUGCUGGGUCUCCGUCAAGCAGGAGUGAGCAGGCUAUGGCGACCCCCAUCAGUGAGAACACUUUUGUUAGAUUGAAUCAUCUAGACAUUCAUGGAGAUGACGCUGGAUCUCAAGGCGGCGUUGUUGGCAAGAAGAAAAAGAGAGGCCAAAGAGCGGUUGGUCCAGAUAAGAGUGGUAGGGGACUCCGCCAGUUCAGCAUGAAAGUGUGUGAGAAAGUCGAAAGCAAGGGGAGAACCACUUACAAUGAGGUGGCUGAUGAACUUGUAGCUGAAUUUGCCGACCCUAGCAAUAGUCUUGCAUCACCAGACCAGCAACAAUAUGAUGAGAAAAAUAUACGGCGAAGGGUAUAUGAUGCCCUCAAUGUUCUCAUGGCUAUGGAAAUUAUCUCUAAGGACAAAAAGGAAAUACAGUGGAAAGGUCUGCCUCGCACUAGCGUUAAUGAUAUUGAGGAGUUAAAGGCAGAACGUGUUGGACUAAGGUACAAAACUAGAAUGAAAGAAGGCAUAAGCACCUGGAUAAUGGAUUUUAUAGCCUUGAAGUUCGUAGGUCUCCAGAAUCUGAUACAGCGGAAUGAGGAAUUAUAUGGCUCAGGAAAUACUCCUGUAGGUGGUGUGGCUUUACCUUUUAUUCUGGUUCAGACACGGCCUCAUGCAACUGUUGAGGUGGAAAUAUCAGAGGACAUGCAACUGGUGCAUUUUGACUUCAAUAGUACUCCUUUUGAACUACAUGAUGACAAUUACGUACUCAAGGCGAUGAGGUUUUGUGAAAGGCCUCAGGGAGAUGAUGGUGGUACCAAUGAUUCUAAUCCAAAUGGAGUAGCAGAGGGUUCCGGAAUGCUUGGUAUGUAUCAGUCACACAUACCUCAUCCCUCGAGGUCAAAUGCUGCUGGGGGUAGGCCUCCAACUUCUCCUCCUAUCCCUGGAAUACUAAAAGCACGGGUCAAGCAUGAGCAUUAGUCAUGUGUUCUGAGGUUUUAUCACCUUCCUAUGGAAUUGUUUCUCUUCUCCUGUAUAGUAUGUAAAUUAGUUUGCCAAAAUUGGUGGACCUCCCAUAUGGUCUAUCCCCUUCAGUUGUGCUAACCGGUUGGAAGGAUUGAAGGAAACAAGCAAAUCGUGCCCAUUCUUCAAUUCUUUCAGAAGGUUUUCGCUAGGCAAUAGUCAGGUUUAGGAACCCAUAAUUCACUUCAUGAAAUUGUUCAUUAUAUGAUUUUUUUUUUAUUUUCUUUUUAUAUGUUACUCUGUUCAUUUCUUUCUUUCCUGAUUUAAUAGGAAUCCUGGGUGGAUGUUUUGUCA
Molecule: messenger RNA, 1779 nt
Organism: Macadamia integrifolia
Lineage: Eukaryota; Viridiplantae; Streptophyta; Magnoliopsida; Proteales; Proteaceae
Product: transcription factor-like protein DPB
Exons: 12
Coding region: 364-1443 (359 amino acids)
Biological process (GO): regulation of transcription by RNA polymerase II; regulation of cell cycle
Cellular component (GO): nucleus; transcription regulator complex
Molecular function (GO): RNA polymerase II transcription regulatory region sequence-specific DNA binding; DNA-binding transcription factor activity, RNA polymerase II-specific
Source: RefSeq, a predicted model, not a curated record